AUGAGUUCUACCUCCAGCAAACGCAGCCGUAGCGAGGAGCCUCAUGAAAAAUAUAAAAAGGCACGAUACACCUACCAGCAAAAUGCCAAUGGUUCAAAACACCACAAGAGGAACAGCAGAAAUAAUGCUGCUGGUUCUUCAGGGCCCUCAGUCAAUGAUCUCAAGAGCAAAAUACGAGCCACCAAGAGACUAUUAGAGCAUUCGAAGACCUUACCUGCGGACGUGAGGAUUGAGAAAGAGAGGGCCUUAAAAGGAUACCAGAGAGAUCUAGAGAAAGUGGAGGAGAACAGAGCUCGAAAUGCCAUGAUAUCGAAAUACCAUUUCGUCCGGUUUCUAGAGCGAAAAACAGCCACCCAGAACUUGAAGAAAUUACGGCGCAUGAAAGAGAAGUUGGAAAACGAAGAGGAAAACGGCGCUAACGAGAAGAAUCCCACAACCAAAUCCAGAGCUGAUCGAUUGGCAGAACUUGAGAAACAAAUAUAUUCUACUGAAGUAGAUAUAAACUACGCCAAGUACAGCCCGCUAACGGAGAAGUACAUAUCGUUAUUUCCCAGCGACAAAUCUAAGGAUAAAGAAGGGCGGAAGAAGAAUAGAAAGGAUGGUGAUGAUGGCGAGGAACAACAGGGAGAGAUUGAAGAUGGAGAAGAGGAAAACCAGGAGAAAUCCGCACUCGGACAGAAAUUGGCCCCAAUUCGAUAUGCGUCGAGCGAGAGGCCGCCGCUCUGGUACGCUGUGGAGCAAAGCAUGAAAGAUGGAACGCUGGAAUUACUACGGGAAGGUAAAUUGGGGAUUACAGUUACGGGGGAGAGGAAGGGAGUCAAUGCUGGAAUUAAGGAGGGUGAUAUGGCCUCUGGUCGGAGCAAGGCAAAGGGAAGCUAUUCGACCAUGUCAACCAAGGAAAUCCAGGGCGGAGUGUCGUUGCGUGGGAAUAAUCAGCGUAUGAACGAAGCAAGGAACGAUGAAGAUGAUGAAAGUGAUGGUGGAUUCUUCGAGAAAUGA
This is a messenger RNA of Trichophyton rubrum CBS 118892, 999 nucleotides long. RefSeq lists its product as uncharacterized. Bases 1 to 999 code for a protein of 332 amino acids. The transcript has 2 exons. Gene Ontology annotation, cellular component: preribosome, small subunit precursor; nucleolus. Gene Ontology annotation, biological process: maturation of SSU-rRNA from tricistronic rRNA transcript (SSU-rRNA, 5.8S rRNA, LSU-rRNA). The record is from RefSeq and is a predicted model, not a curated record. Lineage: Eukaryota; Fungi; Ascomycota; Eurotiomycetes; Onygenales; Arthrodermataceae.